AUGGCUAAAGAUGCCUUGGAAUUGCUUGAUCAUUUGGGUUGGUCUCAGUGUCACGUAGUGGGUGUCUCCAUGGGUGGAAUGAUUGCAUUAGAGUUCGCUUUAUUAGCAAACCGUAGAAUUCUUUCACUCACUCUCAUGGCAACACAUGCUGGUGGUUUGAUCGGUCGAACACCAUUGAUUGGUAUUCGUCACAUGAUUCGAUCGCUUACAUUACGCGACGAAGAUCAACUUGUGAAAAAUGUUCUUGAUAUGCUCUACGGUCGAAAGACACUAAGCGAUCCUGACAAACGACAGUAUUUCUACGAUUAUCAUCGUGAACAAUUUAAGAUUUGUGUUCCCCUGCCGCUGAUCGGUAGUUUUGGUCAAAUGCUUGCCGUUCAACGACACUACAUAAGCUAUGCUGAUCUAUUAAAAAUUCGCUAUUCAAAUUUUCCUUGUUUGAUUAUGGUGGGCACUGAAGACCGGCUCGUACGCGAGAGUAAUUCUUACAUGCUGCAACGAACACUUGGCUGUCGACUUGUCAAACUCGAACAUGCAGGACACGACUUAGGAGGCGAAUGUGCUCAGCAAGUCAAUCAAGAACUAUUGAGUGAGUAG
This is a messenger RNA of Rotaria sp. Silwood2, 597 nucleotides long. The record is from the annotation of a GenBank genome assembly. NCBI's taxonomy places the organism in Eukaryota, Metazoa, Rotifera, Eurotatoria, Philodinida, Philodinidae.